Molecule: messenger RNA, 855 nt
Organism: Chaetomium strumarium
Lineage: Eukaryota; Fungi; Ascomycota; Sordariomycetes; Sordariales; Chaetomiaceae
Exons: 2
Coding region: 1-855 (284 amino acids)
Source: RefSeq, a predicted model, not a curated record
AUGCCUUUCCACACGCUCACAAACCCGCUUGAGCACCUCGCGCGCUGGCGCCACAUCUCGCUCUCAGUGCUCGCCUAUGCAAUCACCAUUCUGCCCGCCACCGCCCUCCUCUACCCAUCUUUCUGGACCGAGGCAGGGAUCGAAGGCAUCCUGCUCGCGGGCACCGUCUUCGUGAUCCUCCAAGAUGCAGUGUGGUUCGCCACUUGCGGUCCGCGCGAGUACUACCACUACCUCCAUCACCACCAUCACCUCCUCCCCCUCCUUUUCCGCUUGCUGCACAGCAAUAAUAACAAUAACAACAAUGACAACCACCACCACCACCACCACAGCAAGAAUAAUAAUAAUAACAACAACAAUAAUAACAACAAGAACGCACCCGACAUACCACCGCCGCGACUUGAUUGGAUUACCACCAUGACGAUGGCCGCCCACGCCGGCCUCUUCCUAAUCCAGUUGUGUCUGCUCGCGUUCCCGGCCCGGCUGCUCGCCAACCUUGUCCUGCCGGGCGGCGCCGACUCGCCGCAUGCCGGGAAGGUGGCAGGGCUGAUUCAUUGCCUCGGGGUCUUUGUCGGCUUGGAGGUUCUGUGCUGCAAUGUCAUGCUCGGCCGCGACAUGGAGGGGAACGGUGGUAGUGGUGGUAGUGGUGCUGGUGGUGGUGGUGGAUCGCCUAAAGCGAAGAAGAAGAAUAAGAAGAACAAGAGGAAUAAGGAGAAGCAGCAGCAGAAGGUGCAGGCGGAACAUGAAGAAGUGGAAGCGGAGGCUUUGGUGAAAGGGACGCUGGAUAGAUUGGGUGGCAGCCUCCCCGAGGGAUGGUCCAGGGUGCCGUGUGAUGUCUGGGUGGCGCCGAAGGCGUGA